Panicum virgatum (switchgrass) is the source of this 2406-nucleotide messenger RNA. Its product is annotated as tyrosyl-DNA phosphodiesterase 1-like. Bases 128 to 2143 code for a protein of 671 amino acids. Gene Ontology annotation, biological process: single strand break repair; double-strand break repair. Gene Ontology annotation, molecular function: protein binding; double-stranded DNA binding; 3'-tyrosyl-DNA phosphodiesterase activity. Gene Ontology annotation, cellular component: nucleus. The record is from RefSeq and is a predicted model, not a curated record. NCBI's taxonomy places the organism in Eukaryota, Viridiplantae, Streptophyta, Magnoliopsida, Poales, Poaceae. The transcript is spliced from 16 exons.
GUGCAUCUUCCACGUCUCUUCACCGCACGAGCUCUCUCCCUGUCGUCAUGUGAUGUCAUUAGGCAGCCAUGGCUACAGUUCGGAGGUUUAGGGUUUAGGCUCGAACCACUCUCCCCGGGCCUCCCUCAUGGCCUAUGCGUCUCGAGUGAGGGUCGGCACUCUGGUUCCCCUCGCCAAGGACAAUGCUGACUCAUCUAAUGGAUCCGUAUCCACCAUCCCCAUCUUCGAGGGUUCCAAUGUCGUUGGGAGGAAUCAUUUGGUCAUCGCCGACAAGAGGAUCAGCCGCAAGCAUCUGAGCCUCCAUGCCUCUCCAGAUGGCUCCAUUGAAGUCGUAGUGGAAGGACCAAAUCCUAUCAUUGUCCGAUCAGAGGGGCAGAGGAGGAAGGUUUGUGCCCAGGAAAAAGCCAAGAUCACACACGACGAUGUCCUGGAACUGAUUCCAGGUGAUUAUUUUGUGAAGUACAUGGAUAUGGCUGCUGAACAUAAAAGCUCUGCUCCAAUUGGUUCAAGCGGCCUGAAGAAGGGAAAGAGGCACAGUGAGGAAGAUAGUGCAGCUGUCAAAAGGAAUCGGCAGAUUAUGGAAGAUGAAGCUUUGGCAAGAACACUACAGGAGAGUUUUGCAGAAGAGAGCACAAAUGUUUCUGACAUGGCUUCUGGUCAAACAUCAAGUCUGCUUGACAGUGCUGGGUCUUCCAAGAGAAGUAACGAGAGAAUGCACUCCGUCGAUCCUUCAAAUGAUGUGCCCUCUUUGACUUUUCACCUUAUGCAUGUCCAGGGUCUUCCAUCAUGGGCUAACAGUUCGUCAGUUACCGUUCAGGAUGUCAUACAGGGUGAAGUGCUUCUUGCAGUUCUCUCAGAUUAUAUGGUGGAUGUUGAUUGGUUGCUUACUGCCUGUCCAAGUUUGAGGAAAGUUCCUCAUGUCCUAGUUAUACAUGGAGAAGACGGUGCUUCAUUGGAGCUUUUGAAGAAAAUGAAGCCUGCAAAUUGGAUCCUCCACAAACCUCCACUCCCGAUUUCAUUUGGAACACAUCAUUCCAAGGCCAUGCUGCUUGUAUAUCCUCAAGGGAUUCGUGUUGUUGUGCACACAGCAAAUAUGAUACAUGUUGACUGGAAUAACAAAAGUCAAGGUCUAUGGAUGCAAGACUUUCCUUGGAAAGAUGCAAAGGAUAUCAAUAAAAAAGUUCCAUUUGAAAAUGAUCUGGUUGAUUAUCUCAGUGCACUUAAGUGGCCUGAGUUCAGGGUGAAUCUCCCUGUGGUUGGCGAUGUCAAUAUCAAUGCAUCAUUCUUUAGAAGAUUUGAUUAUAGUAGCGCAAUGGUAAGGUUGAUUGGAUCAGUUCCUGGUUAUCAUGCGGGUCCCAGUAUUAAGAAGUGGGGCCAUAUGAAGCUUAGGAGUGUCCUUGAAGAAUGCACGUUUGAAAAACAGUUUUGUAAGUCCCCUCUGAUUUAUCAGUUUUCUUCCUUGGGAUCACUUGACGAGAAAUGGAUGAGUGAAUUUACAUACUCAUUGUCAGCUGGUAAAUCAGAUGAUGGAUCACCUCUGGGUAUCGGGAAGCCACUGAUUGUGUGGCCUACAGUGGAGGAUGUUAGGUGCUCAAUAGAGGGUUAUGCGGCUGGUAGUUGCAUUCCAAGCCCUCAAAAGAAUGUCGAGAAGGAUUUCUUGAGAAAAUAUUGGACCAGGUGGAAAGCAGACCAUGUGGGUCGUUGUCGUGCUAUGCCUCAUAUAAAAACUUUUACUCGCUACAAUGGUCAAAAUAUUGCAUGGUUUCUGCUUACCUCAUCUAAUUUAAGCAAAGCUGCUUGGGGUGCGCUGCAGAAGAACAACACGCAGCUAAUGAUACGCUCGUAUGAGUUAGGUGUGUUGUUCUUGCCCCAAACCCUCAAGUCCAUACCACAAUUUUCGUGCACGGAGAAGAACCGCUCAAGCCUGGAUGGCCUCGCCCUUGGCAAGACGAUCAAGACCAAGCUGGUCACGCUUUGCUGGAAAGGCGAUGAAGAAUCGGAACCAUUUACAAAAACCGUCAGAUUGCCUGUGCCAUAUCAACUCCCUCCACAACCUUAUGGCCCAGAAGAUGUCCCUUGGUCAUGGGAUCGGAGGUACACAAAGAAGGAUGUGUAUGGUUCGGUGUGGCCGCGUCAUGGCUAGCAAGCUAACAAGGUAUGCUGGCGACGAUUCCUAACCGGCGAUAAAGCCAUUUUCUUAGACGAAGCCAGUGGUUUGCUGAUCUCUCAGUGGCCAGUUCCAAUAUUAACAAUUAGCUUGUAGAGGAGGCGCCUUAUUGCUCUUCUCCUGUACCCCACAUGUCCUGUCCCGACCACUCGACCCGCUGUGGACAAAUUCAUGAGCCGUGUAAAACUUUGGAUACUUUCAGCUUAUUGUGGCAAUGGAUAUUUCAUAUUUCCGUCCUA